Messenger RNA from Postia placenta MAD-698-R-SB12, 396 nucleotides. RefSeq lists its product as hypothetical. The record is from RefSeq and is a predicted model, not a curated record. The coding region runs from base 1 to 396 and encodes 131 amino acids. NCBI's taxonomy places the organism in Eukaryota, Fungi, Basidiomycota, Agaricomycetes, Polyporales, Adustoporiaceae. The transcript is spliced from 4 exons.
AUGCAAGCCUCUGGAAACAAUGUAUGGUACUGGCCACAAUGGCGAGGGGGGCUGAUCACGUUCAAGGGGAGAGAGAAUCCAAAGGAGCAAAAUGUGUGGACCAGCCGCUACAAAGCCACCUACUGCUGCCUACCCCCAUCUGUAUUCUCUGAAGAUUUCAUCUCUUCAAACUGCAGUGAUCCGCCUCCCUCUUCCGCCAAUUGGGUUUCCGUAGUGCGUUCGGGUGCCUGUUCCGAGAUUGAAGGCAGUGAAGCUGUCGAACGAGAGGAAACAGCAGCCGGAUGGCACACCGCCUGCUCGGCUUCUGAUCUGAAGUCUCGGGUGAGCACUGGGACAACGGCUCGGGUCUACUUGCGUGAACAUCUGACCGUUCCCGGGGACUCCGGGCCCGAGUAG